AUGUUAUUUUCACGGUCACAAUUAUUUUAUCUUAUUUUAAUAUUUAAAUUCGAUGAUUUGGUGAUCGCUCCAUCACCGCCAGGAUUAUCAAGUAAAAAUAAUAGUGAUGGUGCUAGCACUAGGGGUUCUAUAUUCUCAGUAGGUACUAGGUCUUCCUCUACUUCUAGAAUAUCGCGUUCUACUGGCAGUUCUAAUUUGGGUGGAGUAGUUUUGGACGUUGAUGCUACCGAUGUAUCAAAUAAACUUGAAGUUUCUACUUCCAUACCUGGAAUUCUAAAGUAUACUUUGAAAUCUAGUUCAAUGGGUAGCUUUAAGAGUAUAAGAGGAAAUGGCAAGGAUCUUACAUUUUCUAAAAAAAUCGAUCAUGCACUUUGUACAUCGCCCUUUGAUGGUCAUUUGACUGUAGUAUUCGAAGACCAGACUUCUGAAGAGUAUUUUCUUGAGGAUGAUGGGUUUAAAAAGGUAAAAGGUGAAUCCAAAACAGAAACGGAAGCGGAAAGUGAACCCGUAAAACCAAAAACAAAGGUUGAGUUAAUUGAGUUAGAUUUAGAACAUCCUGCCGCUGAUUUUAAACUCGAAGAGGUUAGAAAUAUAAAAUGCUACAAGCCACCAGCUGGGAAGAUUAUAUCAAAAAUAAAGCUCAGCAACACUUUAAGAUUACUGGAAAAUGAUGUACAAGAGAAUUUCGUCUGCUUUUUUCAGGACGGUGAAAAGUACAGCAUACUUGUUGCUAACAGAAGUAGUGAAAAAGAAUGGACAAAAUAUACACUAUCGAAACAGGAGUUAAAACCUAUACUUAUGGACAUUACACUUAUAAGGAAAUUUGAUGAAAUAAACCCUGAAACAAUAUUCGUAGACUUAUCUACUCCGGAAGAUGGUCAGGUAUUUAAAUUCGAUAACUUGAUCGUAAAUGAAAAGGAGGGAGGUGUAUUGAAGAGCAAAUCUCAAGGAAAUAAGGAUUUCAUCCUUGAGUUCAAAGACCCAAAUGACCAAACAAAGCAAGUUGAAAUUAACUUUCAUAAAAAGUUUCUUGCUCAAGAGCAAUUAACCCUCCAUUCAAUCAAAACAAACCAAGAUAACACUGAAUUCAUCUUUACAUAUGUUAAAGAUAAUAUUUUGUUUCAUGAAAAAUACCUUAAAAAUGAAGGGAAAUUGGAAAAAGAUUUAAGUUUAUCGUACGGAUAUAAUUUAGAUAGAACGAAAAAGCUUCUGGGUAAGAAAAAUAUUGCUGAACAAAAUGUGUUGUUCCUAAAAACCUUGGUACCAGAUUCUGUGGAUCAAGGUAUUAAGAUCAGUCACCAUGGAAAUUUUAAAGUAUUUGAUUUCGAUCAGUAUAUGAGUAAGCCAACAUUUCUAAUUUUCCCAAACCUCGAAUUCUACCUGGAUAAACAUAUCAAUCACAAACUAAUUAUUAGUGAAACCGGAAGUCACACGAACAUGGUUAUGAGCACAAUUAUAGAUGAUAAGAAAGUACAUUACGUCAUUACUACUGAUAAAGAUAAUGGUAAUCCAUUUUCAAUAAAGACAAAGGUUGAAUUACUAAACUCACUUUGA
This is a messenger RNA of Theileria parva strain Muguga, 1554 nucleotides long. RefSeq lists its product as uncharacterized. The transcript has a single exon. The record is from RefSeq and is a predicted model, not a curated record. The coding region runs from base 1 to 1554 and encodes 517 amino acids. Lineage: Eukaryota; Apicomplexa; Aconoidasida; Piroplasmida; Theileriidae.